AUGGAUACUUUCAAGGCAUCAUGGCCGGGAGGACAACACCGUAACAAGCGUGAGUCUACAGUGCAUCUGAAGCACCUCCCUACCGGUAUUAUUGCUCAGGCCGUGGAGGAUAGGUCACAACACAAAAAUCAUGCUUCAGCCAUUACUCGUUUGCGUACGCAUUUAGCUCUUAAAGGAAUGGAGGCUUUACUCGACCUAAUUUUUGCAGUCGAGGCCUCUCUGGCAGAUGCUUCAAAGAAGUUAGGGUUGAGUACUGGGGCUUUAUCACGGUUGAUUUUAUCUGAUGAUUCUCUUCGAAUGGCGGUGAAUGAAUUAAGGGCUACUAAGCCAUACGGUGGUGAAUUUGUUCCCAGGCCUUGUACACACCGCCCGUCACACUAUGGGAGCUGGCCAUGCUCGAAGUCGUUACCUUAA
Molecule: messenger RNA, 414 nt
Organism: Fraxinus pennsylvanica
Lineage: Eukaryota; Viridiplantae; Streptophyta; Magnoliopsida; Lamiales; Oleaceae
Source: the annotation of a GenBank genome assembly